AUGUUCGCACCCCCGGGCGCCCCAGACGUACUAACCCUCGCCCAAACAGCCUAUAAUAUCUACGAUGCCUACCACGGCGCCCAGGACCGGUAUAAAGAGUUAUGCGACGACAUUCGCGGGCUAGAAAUCACAUUGCAGCGGCUGGGCAAUCGGCUUGCUACCCAACCUUCUAACCAUGUUCGCAGCGACAAGGUCGGUGGUGAUGGCGAUGGUGGUGGGCAAGGAUACAACGAAGAGAAACUAGACGAAAUUCUACACAUCACUACGGCCCUUCUCGGGGACUUGCAACGCAAGAUACCAGCCGGCUCUAUUCCUCGAGGGCUGUAUAGAUUGAAAUGGUCCCAGAACGAAGCGAAUGCAAUCCGUGCCCGGAUUACGGGUAUCUCCGCGACGAUCGCGGCGUUUAAUUCGAGUUUGUUGUUGGAUUAUGUCGAUUCGUCCACGACUUCCCUGGGGGAGACGCAGGAGAGGAUUCUGAGGACGUUGGAGGAUGUUUUGAUCAGGCUUCAGAAGGUCGACCCGAAGACGAGGCAGAGGAGGCUUUCGGAGACGUCGGCGUUGGUGGAGGAGAUUCGGACUGAAAUCGGGACUGAAAAAGAAGGCGGCCGUGCGAGAGGCGGUGAUCUGUGGAUGGAUCUGGUGACUGAGAUGCAGAAACAUGGCAUCUCGGAGACGCAGAUUGAACAGCACAAAAGUAUGAUAUUGCAAUGGGCUGGGCGGGCGAUUGCCGCGGGCAUCCUUAAUCAGCCCGACGACGACGAGGAGAUGGAGACAGAGACGUAUUGGGAGGUGAUAUCCGCCGUGUAUGGACCGAGGAACGUCACCUCUCUACUUCAGCGGAUGAUUGAUACUCAUCGCCAACACCGGCAACGUCUGAGAUCGGAAAAGGUUGUGAUUACGAAACCACUUCAAUUCAUCGUCAUGAACGAGGCGUUUGGCGGAGAUCCAUUCCCAGCUCACAUCAAAGCAUUCUCGAUGGCAUGGCGGAAAAGAAUAAUCCGUCGUUACGGCCGGCAGAGUUUUACCUCGUAUUCGGAGGUGCAAAAGGUGUUUGCGCAAGAGAGCGAUGUCGUCGUUAUCGAUUUCGAUCAACCGCUCAUCGAACUGGACCACAUUGGCGGUCAGAUGGCAAAACGAGGGGUUGAAAUCAUAAUAGCAAACUGGCACAACCUCGACAUCACGCAGCACAUUUCUUCCCUUGUCCAGCAAGGUCAAACGGCCAUCAUGGCAACGGACAUGCAACUCCUCACCCACGACCCGAGUCCAGGAUACAUCAAAUUCUUGUCUGUUACCUACAGCUACACUUCCCCGGCCGAUAACACCGAAAAUCAAUAUUUCCAAGUACACUUUGCAGAAGAAGGCACCGAACUCGAUAUCCCGCCUUCUUUGGAUAUUCUAUACGCAAACUGGGGCGGGUUGGAUAUCACGACCACGCUCCUGUCACAGAUUGAGCCGCGGACGCAGACGUUGACGCUCGAUACGCAUAGAGUGGUCAGUAUUGCGUCGCCGGAUCCGUGGCCGGGCUUUCAUAAGUGUAUUGUUGUCGUUUAUCGGUACAACACCGCUUUUAAAAGGGGGGAUGGUGACGGCGAUGGGAUGGAGCUGUUGGUUGUUGGAGAAGGGAUGGGGACGACAUGCAUAAAACCGUAUCAGAGCGGUAUCCAUCGAAGUCGGAAUUGGAAAUUGGAUUUGCCUUUCCCGUCGGACGACUCGAAAACGAAGAUAUUGGGCAUUAUAUGGGGUUUGCAAACUGUUUCGACAACGUUGUUGUCAACCCGACCGGAAUUGAGAGAUGGUAUACUUGAAGACAGGAGGAUUUUAUGUACGAAUAGGUUUUUCGGCGGGGAGGGCUGGUUCACUAGAAUCAAGGCUUGUCUUGUUUUGAUGCAGAAUGUUGAGACGAGGGAAAUCGCUGCAUUGGUUGGGAGGGAGGGGACGUUGCUGGAGUUAGUAUCGCCGUGGUAG
Molecule: messenger RNA, 1965 nt
Organism: Talaromyces marneffei
Lineage: Eukaryota; Fungi; Ascomycota; Eurotiomycetes; Eurotiales; Trichocomaceae
Exons: 1
Coding region: 1-1965 (654 amino acids)
Source: RefSeq, a predicted model, not a curated record